Molecule: messenger RNA, 348 nt
Organism: Gongylonema pulchrum
Lineage: Eukaryota; Metazoa; Nematoda; Chromadorea; Rhabditida; Gongylonematidae
Source: the annotation of a GenBank genome assembly
AUGGUGCUUGGGACUUCCAGCGCUUUGCCCUAUCAUCUCUGCCAGCAGUAUUUCGCGGCGUCGCUCGCUGGAACUUUGCCAGACGCGCCGGGUAGCGCCGCUCUGGCGGCUGAAACACGUGGCCGAGGAGAGGGGUGGUGGAUGGGGGAUUGGGCGUGGUUGGGGGGUGUUGGACGAAAAACGGUGGCAGUGGUUGGAGGUGGUGGGGGUCCCGAUGCGGCUCUGGAGGCAGGGACUGGGGACAAGAUACAGGAGGGAAAGAAGGGUGUUAGUCAGGAGUUCAAAGCAAGAACUGCAGAUAGCAGUAAAGAGGAAAAUAAACCAACACGGCACUGCGAAGAAAAGUAA